UGCGAUGGUUCACUGUCAGUCAGGACGCAUUAACCAAGAGCAGACGUCAAUGUCGGCGCAAUCUGCAACAGCAGCAGAUGCUGGGGUUCAGGUGAUGCAAUGUGAAGUAUUCAAUCUGCGAGAAAACUUCAGUAAUGUAUCGGACACCUUUGCGUGCACGUCCUCUUUGCAGCAGAUGAUGCCUCACCGACUGACAGCAAGCGAUAAUCAAAGAGAGAGGAAGAGAACGAGACAAAAGACACGAAGAGAACAGUGCCACCUAGUGCUCACUGGACUUCAGUGCAAGAUGACUCUGUCAGGAGGUGUGUGUGUUUCCAGGUUAUGCCUGCCCUGUUUGGAUUCCUAUUUAAGCAGUUGUCCAGUCAAACAUCUCUCACAUUUCUGGCUUUCAUUUGACAAGCUGAUCUUGAGACGUUCAUCAGGCUACAGUCACCUAUCUACUUUAAAGAUGUCCAAACCAACAACACUGGAAAAAGUUGGUGGCAAAGGAGGUUCUCCAUUUUCAUUUACUGGGGAGAAGAAUGGUGCCAAUUUACAGAAGAUCGGGGUGUGGGUGGGAGAAUCCCAGGUUAAGGCUGUCAAAGUCUGGCUUUCAGAUGACACAAAUGAAACCUUUGGCAAGUCAGAUGGGUCGUACCAAGAGUACACUUUCAAGUCUGGUGAGUGUUUCACCUCACUGUCCCUCUGGGAGAACGGAGAAGGAACACGUCUUGGAGCCAUCAAAUUCAAGACCAACGAGGGAGGAGAAUUUUUUGCCAAGAUGACAAACAUGGGUUUAAAAAAAGAGCACCCCAUUGAUAUCGGCUCUGGGUUUUGUCUUGGAGUUGCAGGGGCAGCUGGUGCAGAUAUUGACUGCAUGGGAUUCAUGUUUCUCAAUGUAGUUCAAUCCACAGUUCUCACCAAUGUGAACUAUCCCACUCUCCAGCAGCUGAUACCAAAGGUGUCAGUGGAAGAGAUCAAAUAUGUCUCUUACACAAAUGAAACCUCCACUAACCAAGAGCAAACAGUUGAGACCUCAAAGAAAGUGAUCAAAACAGCCUCAUGGUCCAUGAGUGAAAGCUUUACCGAAACAUUUAGUGUGGAAGUGAAGGCAGGGAUUCCAGGAAUUGUAGAAGUUUCUACAGGAUACAGUGUCAGCGUUGGAGAAGAAAGCACGUUUAGCUUUGAGUACACUGAUGAGAGAACCGAAACUCUGACUACCACUGUAGAUGUGCCACCUAAAAAGAAAGUGGAUGUUGACAUCACCAUCGGCAGAGCCACGUUUGACCUGCCUUACACCGGCACAGUCAUCAUCACGUGCAAGAACGGCAGUGUGCUACAGUACGAAACCAGCGGCCAAUACAAAGGCGUCACUUACACUGAUAUCAAAGUGAAUACUAAAGAAUCUGAUCUGUAAGGUUAACACAGAUUGUUCUUGGUUGCUUUAUCUGAUUUUACCAGCAAUGUCUCAGUUCAUCUACCUUCGAUUUAUUUUGACUUCCACUGGUCCAUUUCAAAUGACUCUUUGCUCAAAGAUUUUAAUCACUAAAAAUAUAUACACAUCAUUGUUUUUUCCAAAUAAUCUUUACUGAUUC
Molecule: messenger RNA, 1574 nt
Organism: Carassius auratus (goldfish)
Lineage: Eukaryota; Metazoa; Chordata; Actinopteri; Cypriniformes; Cyprinidae
Product: aerolysin-like protein
Exons: 4
Coding region: 5-1396 (463 amino acids)
Source: RefSeq, a predicted model, not a curated record